GAUCCAUAGGAAAGCGCUUUGUUAGCCAUUUGACGUUAGCCUGCUAUCUGAUCCAGCUAACUGAGUAGUAAUGCAUCCUGUUAAACGAAUAAGCUGUGGCUCUGCUGCCACUUCCAGUUCACAAACAUCAGCUACCCUCGAUGUUACCAUGUAUAAACUAUUUUAGCAACGGAACAAAACCAUUAACAUUAAUCUAGUUAGUUGCCAGCUGCUUUCCUUUUUAUAGGUUUCCAUGGGAACGCAAUUAAAGCCUCAUAAAUAUAUUUUCGGUUUGUGCAACUUAAAAACCUAAAAACUACCUCCACUUUUCCCAUUCAAAAAUCGUUCAACUGUUCAAGUUUCAUCUGUGUAUGUAUAAAUAACUUUAUUUAAACAGGCAAGGUUAAAAAAUCUCUUAACAUGAGUGUCCUGUCCAAGAUAGCAGCACCACCUAGAACACAGAGGUUAAAAAAACAUAAUGAAUUAUACAAAAUCUAUAAUCAAUCUGUUGUAUCUCUUUUAUAUGCUAACCAAAUAAAAUAGUUUUAGGAAAGUAUCCAAACUGAGCUGUCUGAUAUAUAAGUUUUUGUGUAUAUAACAUUUCUUUGUGGUAAUGUCUUUGUUUGUUUUAUUUAAUUUUAUAUUUUGUCUGUGCAUGUUCUUGUCUGAUUGGAUCCAAGUCUUUUUCUUUUGGGUUUCCUCUUUUUUCUUUUAUGAGUGUUUGGGCAAGUGUUUUACCUACUUGUAGGUGUUAAGCAAUGUACCCAAAUUGAGUUUUCCUACUACAUAUAAUAUCACGGCUUCACCUCCCAAUGCCAUCCUGACAUCCAUAUAUCCAUAGAAGUGUUAAUUGAGCUGCAUAUAACAACCAAGACAAAAACAAAACAUUUACAGACUGAGUUAUUUAGUUUUCAAAGGGCACAUGUCAUAUGACAACAAGCCUCUGUCUCCCAUGGUAACUGUCUGAGGCCCAGCACCCAGUAACCUCUCAUCUAGUUUUGAAACUUGCUUGAAGUCUUUGAGAAUCAACUGUACAUCUUGUUCUAGUCCUGUUAGGGUGGGACUGUCCAUCUGCAUGGUCUCACCUCCUAGUACAAACGUCACAGCAGAAGAAGAGACGUCCCCCUCACCCCACCAGACCCUCAGCCAGCCAACUAUAGUGCUAUUAUAGUUCAAGCAAAGGCUAAUUGUUGGUCUCUUACAAAGGAUUGCACAGUCCAAGUCUUGGGACGGUAAUGCUGUCUCUUUCUACUGUAAACGAUAUGACAGAGCAAGAUGUGCCUCCAUGCAUUUUUCUCUCACCGUGAAAUGUGAUUCAAAGUUGGCUUGAUGACUGCUGACUGGCAGCUUUUUGAAAGAAACUGUAAGUUAGUUUUAGCUGCUUUUUCUUGUUUGUUUUUUCCUCAGAAGAGAAGAUGGUACUGCUUGUGGUUUGUUCACUCCUGUGCCUGUCCUGUUGGGUCUCUUUCUACUUUAUCUUGUGUAAUGUUAACGGGUCCAGGAGCUACGAGUGGAACUGUCGCCUUGUCACCCUGGUACAUGGCAUCUUGGCAGUCUGCAUCACAGCAUAUAUAGGCUAUGUGGAUGGACCCUGGCCUUUUGCUUAUCCAGGUACUAAGAACACCCCUCUGCAGAUAAGUGCCAUGGUGGUCAGCCUGGGCUACUUUAUUUUUGAUAUGGCCUGGUGUGUGUACUUCCGCACAGAGGGACCAGUUAUGCUGGCCCACCACACCAUGAGCAUCCUGGGAAUCCUGUUGACCCUGUGGUUGGGGGAGUCUGGCAUCGAGGGCUGCGCGGUACUCUUUGGCAGUGAAAUCACCAACCCACUCCUGCAGGCACGCUGGUUCCUCAAACAGACGGGACAUUACAGGUCGCUGCUGGGGGAUGUUGUGGACGUCCUGUUUGUGCUGCUGUUUGUGGUGAUGCGAAUCUUCGUGGGAGGCACAAUGCUGUACUGUGAGCUGAUCUCCCCAAGACCCAGAUUCUUUAUCAAGUGUGGGGGUGUGGCCAUGUAUGCUCUAUCCUGGGUGUUCAUGGUGGAUAUUGUUCGAUUUGCCAAACGAAAAAGCAAGAGCUGGCACAAACAGCAGAGAGACCAACUAGAGACAGUUGCAGCUAAUGGUCAUGAAGGGAAGAAGGACUGAUCUGCUUCUGGUUCUUUAAAGGAAAUCAGUUUACAUUAUGUUUUUGGACACACAAGGGAAAGGAAAAAGAAAAUCAACUUUUUGUAUGUUAAACUAAGAUUAACAAAGGGAUAUUUUAAAGUCAUAACUUUCUAUGGCGAGAAAUCUCCUGUGACAUCUGUCUGUAAGGUCCAACACCUGUGCGUUUUGCAAAAAAAACUCAUUUUUAAUGCAUUCAUUGCUGCUGAACACAUGUUAGAUUAUUAUGUAAAAGGUACCGGUGCAGAAACAUCACAGACAUAGUUCAUGUUAUUGAAAACUAAAGCACUUUCUAUAAACACAUGAACAGAUGUUGCAUUCAGUCGGAGUGAACUUUUGCCUAGUCAUAUCUGGUAGUGGUAAGUUCACUAUUAGGAAAUAAAUAGUUUACAUGUAAUUGCCAUAAUCCUUGUCAAACACUUAUUGAAGUUUUAGGACUAGUUUCCUUGGAAUCGUGUUUUGUUUUUUUGUUUUUUUGCUUUUUUUGGCAUUUUUAUAAGUUUGAGCAGAUGUGAAAGGUGUACUCAGGGAGAUGAAGUCAUACUGGAAAGUUGGGGUAAAUUCCAGAGAAAUGUGUGUGAUGUGUUUGAUUACUUUGUUUUAUAUAGUUCAUAGUAAUUCUUUUAAGUAUUUGCCUGAAAUCCUAUUCCAGAUCACGGCCAAAAAUGUUAAUUUAUUUUACUUCCCUCAUGUACAAGGAUACACGAAGAGACACCUCUCAAUUACAUAGUUCUACACUGAUAAUGCUCUUUACUUAGCAUUCCAUUUGGAUAAUAUGUAAACUAUAAUUAUAUUCAAAUGUGUGGUAAAAUGGUAUCAGAAUUUGUACUUUAUAAAGUUGAAGUGUCUGAUUUCACCAUCUGUGUGAACAUGCAUUACUUUAAUCUUUUAGACAAACGACGGACAUAAGAUUUGCUCUGUGUACUGAUAGUCCCCAUUGAUUUAAUUCAAUACAGUAAUGUUUCAGUCUCACAGAGCCAAGAUUUGACAAUUCAGUUAAGUUUAUUAUGAGCUAUCUGCACAGUAUGUUCAUCUUUUGUCUGACUUCUGCUUCAGUUAUGUUAUUUUGAGCCAGCGCCUGUAAACUUUUUGGAGAUAUACAUGGUUCUCAUACCUGUGCAGUCUUGUGCACAGGAGCAUCAUUUUGUUUCUAGCAACCUAAAAUAAUAGAUUUCUACAUUUAGUCUUUACACAUUGUAUUAUUGCACAUGCCCUAGUAGGGUUGGGUAAUAGUUAUCAUUUAACGACUUUCAGUAAAGUCACAUUGAGAUUAUAUAAUCAUAUCAGGUUGUCGUUUUUAUGAAUUCUUUUGUCCAAUUUAAUAAUUAUAAACAUACUAGCAUACAGGAAUAGUUCAGUUUGUUUCAUGUUUUAAUUUACAUGUGUGAAGAGUGUCAGAGUGAACUGUUCUAGUAUUUUAUGUGUGAUUUUGCAUACAUUUGCCAUAUUGUGAUAUUAAUUAUUGGGAAAAUAUUAACCUUAAUGUUGUGACAUUGAUUUCCACCAUAUUGAUCAGACACAACACAAAAGUGCGUCAUGGGACAAAGACAGGUGACUUGUUAUGAGAGAAUAUUAUGACAUAGCCCACUCCAAGACAUGUUCCACGCCAAGAAAGUUACCGAACUACCAGCUGCUAUCUUUGUGCUCAGACUUCAAAUCUGUUUUCUUAUUACUGUGACCAUAUCUUGUUUAUUUUAGUGCACAUAGAUCUCUGCAGUAAUGUGCUAAAUCACCGGUCAUCCCUUUGUUUUUCCCAUUUACGUUGGAUUGAAAUUUGAUGUGUUGCUCUUAUACAAGGCCUGUUUACCUGGCUGCUACUGAAAUCAUGUGAGCGUUACCAUUACAUCCAAGAAAGUAAAAAUCUUACUGGUGUGUGCCUUAGUUAUCUGAAUGUACUUUCCUAAUUUUUUUGUUGUUUCAGUUUUGGGUUUCCUGACUUGCCUUUGUAAUAAUUGUAAUCCCUGUGUAAAAUGAAAUAAAUCUCUGGUAUAUUGUU
Seriola aureovittata is the source of this 4137-nucleotide messenger RNA. RefSeq names its product TLC domain containing 5a (gene tlcd5a). The record is from RefSeq and is a predicted model, not a curated record. Gene Ontology annotation, cellular component: membrane. Lineage: Eukaryota; Metazoa; Chordata; Actinopteri; Carangiformes; Carangidae. Bases 1395 to 2123 code for a protein of 242 amino acids. The transcript has 2 exons.